GAGACCUUUUGUGAGCAGCCACAGACAAAAGAAAUGGAGUGUGGUGUUGAAAGGGACCCUAGCUAUAGCCAGGUCCCUGAGUUUGUUCCUGAAAACGUUAAAAGCAAAGGUAAGUGUAAAAUCAGAGAGAAAAAGACUGUUAAAAAAGCAAGAACAGGAAAAAAGAAAACAACUGCAAUUAAAACCAAUACAGCAAGUAGUCCCGACAGAUCUCAAGGUGAAGAGUGUGCUCAAAAUGCACAGAAGCUUCUUCAGCCAAAUGUUGCAACAUGUUCUAGUGAGAUUGAAGUCUGUGAGAUGGGGCAGAAGGCAUGUGAGGGGGCUUUUGACAAGAGGAAAAGAGAUUGUGGUGUGGAGCGCCAUUCCCACUCUCCUGAUGGAGUCCAAGACUUUGGAAGUACAUGUGAGGUGAACCCAGCACAGCUGCAGAGUCUUGAAAGUGUUGACUUAAUGCAGCAGGUUAAGAAGGGACCUAUCUUUGAGAUGCAAAGUAUGGAGAGCUUGCUAAAACCCCCAGUUCAUACCUUCUCAAGUCAAGAAAUUCCCUCAGGUGAUUCCAGUCUACAGAAUUCACUUUUCUUGAGGAAAGAGACCUCCAGUGCCUGUGCUUUGCAAGAGGAGCCAAGUGUGAUCAGAUAG
Onychostruthus taczanowskii (white-rumped snowfinch) is the source of this 639-nucleotide messenger RNA. RefSeq lists its product as uncharacterized. The record is from RefSeq and is a predicted model, not a curated record. The transcript has 2 exons. The coding region runs from base 34 to 639 and encodes 201 amino acids. NCBI's taxonomy places the organism in Eukaryota, Metazoa, Chordata, Aves, Passeriformes, Passeridae.